This is a messenger RNA of Acytostelium subglobosum LB1, 1506 nucleotides long. RefSeq lists its product as hypothetical. Gene Ontology annotation, biological process: carbohydrate metabolic process. The record is from RefSeq and is a predicted model, not a curated record. NCBI's taxonomy places the organism in Eukaryota, Evosea, Eumycetozoa, Acytosteliales, Acytosteliaceae. The transcript has 5 exons. Gene Ontology annotation, cellular component: extracellular region. Bases 1 to 1506 code for a protein of 501 amino acids. Gene Ontology annotation, molecular function: chitinase activity.
AUGUACAAAACAAUUACCUCACUACUUGUAAUAUUAUCAGUGAUCAGUUUCACUCAAGCCUUUGAUAUCAAUGCUGGAAACAACUUGAUUGGAUACUGGGGCCAAAACUCUGGAUGGAACCAUAAUGCAGGUCAACUUGAGCUCGCCAACUACUGUUCUGGCUAUGAUGUCAUUAACAUUGCUUUCCUUAACACCUUCUUUGGAACCAACAACCUCAAGGGAACCACUAUCCCACUGCCAGAGCUCAACACUGCCAAUAUGUGUGGUGACACCUUUGCUCCAGAUUACCCCAGAGUGAUGAAGUGUCCAAUGGUAGGCACUGGCACUCAAACAUGCCAAGCCGCCGGUAAGAUUGUCAUGUUGUCUUUGGGAGGUGCCACUGGAAACAACCCAAUCGCCAACGUUGCCCAGGCUCAACAGUUUGCCAACACACUCUGGAACAUGUUCUUUGGUGGUACGGACCCAGCCUACCCCCGUCCAUUCGGUGCCGUUAAGCUUGAUGGUCUCGACUUUGACAUUGAGGGAGGUUCCACCACCUACUACUACGACCUGAUUGUUGCCUUUACCAACCUUGCCAAGACUGACAACACCAAGAGGUACUACAUCUCUGGUGCCCCACAAUGCCCCAAGCCUGAUGCUGCUAUGGGACCAGGUACUGGAUCAACAAUGUUGGAUACUGGACUGUUUGAUUUUAUCAACAUCCAGUUCUACAACAACUACUGUGGUCUUGAUCAUAUGGCCAGCUUCAACUACAAUGCUUGGAAGGCCUGGGUUAUUAACUCCAGUCCAAACACCAAGAUUGUCAUAGGUGCCGCAGGUGACACUUAUGCUGCGCCAGCUGGUGGUUACGUCACUGCCGCCACUCUCGAGACCAUCCUCGCAGACUACAUCAAUGACCCAACCUUUGGUGGUGUCAUGGUUUGGGAUUGCCCGGUUGCUGACAACAACAUUGCCAAUGGAAAGUCCUUCAGUUCUUCUAUCAAGUCGUACAUGGUGGCCAACAGGAAUCCAUCAUCCUCCACUACAUCGACAACAACUACCAAGCCAACUACUACCACCACUACUAGCUCUCCAACUACCACCUCCACCACUACUAGCUCUCCAACUACCACAUCCACCACCACUACCAAGCCAACGACUACCACCAGCUCCCCAACCACAACAUCAACCUCUACCACAACUACCAAGCCAACUACCACAACUACCAAGCCAACUACCUCUUCAACAACCAACACUCCUACCACCACCUCUUCCACCACUAACAAGCCAACUACUACCACUACGACCAACUCACCAACCACCUCAUCAACUACCUCCACAACUACCGACGCUCCAUCAACUACCACAUCCUCUCCCUCCACCACCACCCAGGCUCCAACUACUACCACCUCCACUACUACUGCCAGUCCAUCUAUCACUUCCGCCACUCCAUUGCCAAAUAGCUCGGCAAUACUCCUCCCAUGCUUCACCAUGAUAUUGUUUGUGGUUGUUGCAAUCUUGUUCUAA